Molecule: messenger RNA, 1891 nt
Organism: Linum tenue
Lineage: Eukaryota; Viridiplantae; Streptophyta; Magnoliopsida; Malpighiales; Linaceae
Source: the annotation of a GenBank genome assembly
CGAAUCUGGUCGGUUCCAAUAUGAAAGUAGUACUGUUAUAUGAUCAGCUUCCUUCGAUGCAUCCGUCAGAAUUUCGUUGUUACUUUCGUCUUCACCCACCAUAAAAGUUUCUUUCUUGCCGCUCUCACCGACGAUCCACUCCCUCUCACUGAGUAAGUUCGCACCGCCGUGGCUGAGAAUUGGGAAGUGAAAAGACCGCCUGGGAAAGAAAAGGUUUGGCCGAAGUAAGAAGCAGAAAGUAGCAGCUAGUAGAAAUGUCGUUCGAGAAGAUCAGAGUCACCAACCCUAUCGUCGAGAUGGACGGGGAUGAAAUGACCAGAGUGUUUUGGAAGUCCAUCAAGGAUAAGCUUGUGUUCCCCUUCUUGGAUCUGGAUAUCAAGUACUUUGACCUUGGCCUGCCGAACCGGGAUGCCACAAAUGAUCAAUUUUGCUGCAAAGGUUGAUUGACUCUCUCGCCUGUCAAUGUUGCAGGUAUAAUGUUGCAAUUAAGUGUGCAACUAUAACUCCAGAUGAAGAUCGUGUCAAAGAGUUCAACUUGAAAAAAAUGUGGAGAAGUCCUAAUGGGACAAUUCGGAACAUUCUAAAUGGUACUGUCUUCAGAGAACCAAUCAUCUGCAAGAACGUUCCUCGUCUUGUCCCAGGUUGGACCAAGCCAAUAUGCAUUGGCAGGCAUGCAUUUGGUGAUCAGUACAGAGCAACUGACUUGGUCGUGGGUGAACCUGGUAGUCUGAAGAUGGUGUUUGUUCCUGAUGGAUGCAACAAAACAACAGAACUUGAGGUUUUUAAGUUCACUGGAGCUGGAGGUGUAGCUUUGUCCAUGUAUAACACUGAUGAGUCCAUCCGUGCCUUUGCCGAGGCUUCAAUGAACACUGCAUACCAGAAAAGGUGGCCCCUUUAUCUUAGCACGAAAAAUACCAUCCUCAAAAAGUAUGAUGGAAGAUUUAAGGACAUAUUCCAGGAAGUUUAUGAAAGCCGGUGGAAAUCCAAGUUUGAGGCUGCAGGAAUAUGGUAUGAACAUCGUCUGAUUGAUGAUAUGGUUGCGUAUUCUCUGAAAAGCGAUGGAGGGUAUGUAUGGGCAUGCAAGAAUUAUGAUGGAGAUGUGCAGAGUGAUUUCUUAGCUCAAGGAUUUGGAUCUCUUGGGUUGAUGACAUCAGUAUUGGUAUGUCCAGAUGGUAAGACUAUUGAAGCUGAAGCUGCUCAUGGUACAGUUACCCGUCAUUAUCGUGUCCACCAGAAGGGAGGGGAAACUAGCACAAAUAGCAUAGCAUCCAUUUUCGCUUGGUCACGAGGUCUGGCUCACAGGGCAAAGUUGGAUGGUAAUGCUCGACUUUUAGAUUAUACCAAGAAACUGGAAGCAGCCUGUGUUGGAACUGUUGAAUCCGGGAAGAUGACCAAGGAUCUAGCACUUCUCAUUCAUGGACCUAAGGUUACUAGGGCUCAAUACCUAAACACCGAAGAGUUCAUCGAUGCAGUAGCAGCGCAGCUGAAAGCAAGACUAUUGGCCAGCUCAAAGUUAUAAGCCUCUAUGGUCUUCGGCUCCUGGUUUAAUACUGGAAGGAGGAGAAAGAAGAAAAGGGGAGGAAAUGGCUGAUUAGAGAAGAUGGUGAUGUUGAAUGCAAGGGAAGAUCAAUGCUAAUGAUUGCUUUGAGCCAAACUUCUUGGCUCUUCUCAACUAUAGACUACUUAAUGAAUAAAAUACUAAUCGACUUUGGGAGAGCUGGAAAGUGAACCUACAUUGUGUGGUUUGAUUUCAUUUUAGGCUGAUGAACAUUUGCUUAUGGGGUAAUCUUUACUUUGACGGUAAUGGUUAAUGCAAUAAUCUUUCGGUUAUUAAACUUCAAAUAGUCAGAUACUCUUAUCUCUUGAAUAAAAGUUUUCCAAUAUGGACAUA